CUUGUGAUUAAGCGCAGGCGCGGACAGCCAGGCCGGAAAUGCGACUCGACUCGCUGACCUCUUCCGGCUUACUUCCGCCCACUCCACCCUGGCUCACAGGUCGGAAACGCUGUUGCUUCGGGUUGAAACCGGAACGCUGCCAGGAUGCCGGCCUACCACUCUACUCUCAUGGACCCAGAUACCAAACUCAUUGGAAACAUAGCACUGUUGCCCAUCAGAAGUCAGUUCAAAGGACCCGCUCCUCGAGAAACAAAAGAUACAGAUAUUGUGGAUGAAGCCAUCUAUUACUUCAAGGCCAAUGUCUUCUUCAAAAACUACGAAAUCAAGAAUGAAGCCGACAGGACCUUGAUCUAUAUCACUCUCUACAUUUCUGAGUGUCUAAAGAAACUCCAAAAGUGCAAUUCCAAAAGCCAAGGUGAGAAAGAAAUGUACACACUGGGAAUCACGAACUUUCCCAUUCCUGGAGAGCCCGGCUUUCCCCUCAAUGCAAUUUAUGCCAAACCUGCAAACAAACAGGAAGAUGAAGUGAUGCGAGCGUACCUCCAGCAGCUGAGGCAAGAGACUGGACUGAGACUUUGUGACAAAGUUUUUGACCCUCAGAACGAUAAACCCAGCAAGUGGUGGACUUGCUUUGUGAAGAGACAGUUCAUGAACAAGAGUCUUUCAGGACCUGGGCAGUGAAGGAAGCCUGAGCAGCACUGCUUGACAGCAGGAUGUACACAGUCCUCUGCCUUUGUUUCAUACAGUUCCCUAUGGAAGAGAGAAGAGAGUGCUCCUUACUUGAAAAAACUCUUGAUCAAGAAUUCUAGUGGGGGGGUUGGAAGUAGGCUGUCAGGGUGAUUUAAAAUUCUGCAGUUUUAAGCUGGUACUUAAUAAGUAAUAAACUGUAUUGUUCGUCUUA
Molecule: messenger RNA, 901 nt
Organism: Nannospalax galili (Upper Galilee mountains blind mole rat)
Lineage: Eukaryota; Metazoa; Chordata; Mammalia; Rodentia; Spalacidae
Gene: Arpc3
Product: actin related protein 2/3 complex subunit 3
Exons: 7
Coding region: 145-681 (178 amino acids)
Biological process (GO): Arp2/3 complex-mediated actin nucleation; regulation of actin filament polymerization
Cellular component (GO): Arp2/3 protein complex; cytoskeleton
Molecular function (GO): actin filament binding
Source: RefSeq, a predicted model, not a curated record